Molecule: messenger RNA, 1091 nt
Organism: Monascus purpureus
Lineage: Eukaryota; Fungi; Ascomycota; Eurotiomycetes; Eurotiales; Aspergillaceae
Source: the annotation of a GenBank genome assembly
GGAAGCGCAGUAACCACAGCAGCAAACCAAAGUACUAUUAAACGAUAAUAAUAGUACGAGUGGUGAGAGAAAGACCGGAGACCAGCACGCUGUAGCAGUGACGGUCGAACUUACAGCACCUCGAGAGGUUGCGCCGACUUCCCUCAACCAACCCGUUUUCAACCUUGUUGACGACACGCUGGCAAUCAAUCUACAUACAACUUGCGCACCACCAUGAGGUCCUCCGUCCGUCUCACCACCGCGGUCUGCUCCCUGCUCCUUCUCCUCAUUCAGGUCGCUUCGGCACUGAAAUUCGACCUCCCCGCUGCAUCCGGGAAGAAUGAACGCUGUGUACGGAAUUUCGUGUCGAGUGGGCAGCUUGUUGUUGUGACGGCUAUCGUUAGCGGAAAUAAGGGGGAUGGACAAGUUGUUAAUAUGCAUGUCAAGGACUCCCUAGGGAACGAACAUGGUCACCCGAAAGAUAUUGUCGGCGAGAAGAGACAGGCGUUUACGUCUCCUGCGGAUACUUCUUUCGAUGUCUGUUUUGAGAAUCAGCUUGUUUCGCGACACAAUGGUGCUAAUCUUCACCGCUCUAUUGAACUCGAUAUCGACAUCGGCGCCGAUGCGCGUGACUGGUCCACCAUUCAAGCUCAGGAAAAGCUCAAGCCCGUCGAGACGGAUCUUCGGCGCAUCGAGGAAUUGGUUGGCGAGAUUGUCGAGGAAAUGGAAUAUCUCCGAGCUCGUGAGCAGAGACUGCGGGAUACCAAUGAGAGUACUAAUGAGCGUGUUAAAUGGUUUGCAUUCGGGACAAUGGGAAUGCUGGUCGGGUUGGGGGCUUGGCAGGUUGUUUACCUGAGGGCUUACUUUAGGUCUAAGCAUCUUAUCUAGAUGGAUUGCAUUUCUUGUCUUUGGGAAAACGCAGCUCGAUGGAUUUCCAAUCAAUCAAUCAAUCCCUUCUUAUGUUCGAAAUGCGGAGUUGAAUGACUUGAGCUUUUUUUCAGUGUCCUUCGACUUCAUGUCUUUUCCGGAUAUCUAUCAUUCACGGCAUAUUGUAUUGUUAAACAGCUUAUAUUUUAUGACACCCAUGAAAAUGUCUAAUUGUUUUCUUCGCG